AUGCAUUGGACAGCGGACGACUCAUCUUAUAUCGCGACCGAGAUACAAGCGACUGUCAUGACCACGACGUCUGCAAUCCACCCUUUAGACAAGUUAAUUUCUUACUAUUCUUCAUGGAAGAAACUCAAACGUGCCUGCGCAUGGUUGUUGCGCUUCCAAAGAUUUAUUCUAUUGAAGACAGACAUUUCAAAUACGAAGACAUUGUUGUAUGGAAGUUUGAAUAUACGUGAGUUGGAAGUCGCCGAGUCGGCACUAUUGCGCUACGUCCAGCGGCAGGCAUUCUCCGACAUAUUUGACGGUCUACUGAGGCACGCAAACAGUUUUGGGACGGGUGUGCUGAAGCGUUCUUCUAUGCACAAUCUGUGUCCAGUGAUGAAGGAUGGACUCUUAAAGGUAGGAGGGCGGUUGGACAACCUUGAUGCAACGCAAGAUAGAAAACGUCCGGUCAUUCUACCCAGUCGACAUCCAAUUACGGACCUGAUUGUUCGGCAUUAUCAUUUGCGUGAAGGGCACAUGGGACUGACGCAUGUGUUGUCAGCCACUCGUGAGAAAUUUUGGAUCAUAAAGGGUGCCUCGGCAAUAGAAGCCGAGGAAAUAGAGCUGGAGAUGCACAGACUGAAAUUAAGGCAGCGGCAACUGUCCUUAGAAAGACGAAUAGCAUUAGGCAGCCAGCAAACUAGUGACGAAGAAGCUGAAGCACAUGUCCAAGCCGAGGCCACACAGAAAAACCAUUUGGACUCCGUCAAAACGUACCUGGAAGGAUGUCAAGCAACCGCUCUAGUCGAUGGGAAUCAGAACUUUUUCCCAAAGGUAAUAACACCGCCAAUUCAGGCCACCGGAUAUCGAGAUUGCUAA
Molecule: messenger RNA, 855 nt
Organism: Echinostoma caproni
Lineage: Eukaryota; Metazoa; Platyhelminthes; Trematoda; Plagiorchiida; Echinostomatidae
Source: the annotation of a GenBank genome assembly